CCGGUGAUGCGCUGACGGGGGUUGGCCCCCACCGGGCCGGUACCGGUUGAGCUCCCCCCCCCCACCUUUCCACCCCCGUUAAUCCGGGCAAAGUGGGGGGGGCGUCGGAAGAGACGGCGGCGGCGGGAGGAGAAGAAGGAGAAGGGCCGGGCCCGCGGGCCUCGCACGCAGCCGCCGCGAUGCUGCAGAACGUGAACCCCCAGAGCAAGCUCCUAGGGGAGAGCAACGCCGGGCUCAUGGCUCUGGCUACGGAAUCGACCCCCGGCAAGCGGAUCCGCAAACCCUCCCUCCUCUACGAGGGCUUUGAGAGCCCCACCAUGGCCUCGGUGCCGGCGCUGCCGUCUCCGCAGGUGAACCCGCCCCCCCCUGAGGUUUCCAACCCCAAGAAGCCCGGCCGGGUCACCAACCAGCUCCAGUACCUGCACAAAGUGGUGAUGAAAGCCCUCUGGAAGCACCAGUUUGCUUGGCCCUUUCGGCAGCCGGUGGACGCCGUCAAGCUGGGGCUCCCGGAUUACCACAAGAUCAUCAAGCAACCCAUGGACAUGGGGACCAUCAAGCGGCGCUUGGAGAACAACUACUACUGGGGGGCUGCCGAGUGCAUGCAGGACUUCAACACCAUGUUCACCAACUGCUACAUCUACAACAAGCCCACGGAUGACAUCGUGUUGAUGGCCCAAACCUUGGAGAAGAUCUUCCUGCAGAAGGUGGCUCAGAUGCCACCCGAAGAGCAGGAGAUCGUGGUGCCGGUGGCCAGGAACAGCCAUAAGAAAGGAGCGUCGCGGGCGGCAGCCCUCUUGGCCGGCCUCACCGCCGCGCAGCAAGUCCCCGCCGUCUCCUCCGUGUCCCACGCCACCGUCUACAGCCCGAGCCCCGAAAUCCCAACCACCAUCGUCAACAUUCCCCAUCCGUCGGUCAUCACCGCUCCGCUCCUCAAGUCCCUGCACUCGCCCGCGCCGCCGGUGCUGGCGGCACCGGCACCCACCCAGCCCGUGGCUAAGAAGAAGGGCGUGAAGCGGAAAGCGGACACCACCACCCCCACCACCACGGCCAUCAUCGCCACCAGCGGCGGCGGGGGCGAAUCCUCGCCUUCGGCCACGCUGUUGGAAAGCAAAGCGGCCAAAAUCCCGGCGCGGCGCGAGAGCGGGCGCCCCAUCAAGCCCCCCCGGAAGGAUCUGCCCGAUUCCCAGCAGCACCAGACGUCCAAAAAGGGGAAGCUGUCGGAGCAGCUCAAGUACUGCAAUGGGAUCCUCAAGGAGCUGCUCUCCAAGAAGCACGCAGCCUACGCUUGGCCCUUCUACAAGCCCGUCGAUGCCUCGGCUCUGGGGCUCCAUGACUACCAUGAGAUCAUCAAGCACCCCAUGGACCUCAGCACCAUCAAGCGGAAAAUGGAGAACAGGGAUUACCACGACGCGCAGGAGUUCGCUGCCGACGUCCGGUUGAUGUUCUCCAACUGUUACAAGUACAACCCCCCCGACCACGACGUGGUGGCCAUGGCACGCAAGCUGCAGGACGUGUUUGAGUUCAGCUACGCCAAGAUGCCGGACGAGCCGCAGGCCGCCAGCCCGCCCUCGGUAUCGGCUCCGCUUCCCGGCGCCCUUUCCAAAUCCACCUCGGAAGAAUCCUCCAGCGACGAGGAUGACGACGAAGACGACGACGAGGACGACGAAGACGACGAAAGCAGCAGCGAGAGCUCCUCGGAGAGCGAGGAGAGCUCCGACUCGGAGGAGGAACGGGCCAACCGCUUGGCUGAGCUGCAGGAGCAGUUACGUGCCGUCCACGAGCAGUUGGCUGCCCUCUCGCAGGGCCCCGUCUCCAAACCCAAAAGGAAGAGGGAGAAGAAGAAGAAGAAGAAAACGGAGAAACACAAAAAAGGGGGAGACGAGGAAGCGCGGCUGAGGCAGGCGCAGCUCCGCCGGGCACGGAGAGCCGCCGCCGGCGGCACCCGGAACUCGAAGAAGGCGGCGAAAGCGGCGCUGCCGCCGCCGCCGUCGGCGCUCUACGACUCGGAGGAGGAGGAGGAGAGCAAGCCCAUGACGUACGACGAGAAGCGCCAGCUCAGCCUGGACAUCAACAAGCUGCCCGGGGAGAAGCUGGGCCGCGUGGUGCACAUCAUCCAAUCCCGGGAGCCCUCGCUGCGGGAUUCCAACCCGGAGGAGAUCGAGAUCGACUUCGAGACCCUCAAGCCCUCGACGCUGCGGGAGCUGGAGCGCUACGUCCUGUCCUGCCUGCGGAAGAAGCCGCGCAAGCCCUACAGCGAGACGUUGAAGAAGCCGGUGGGGAAGACGAAAGAGGAGCUGGCGCUGGAGAAGAAGCGGGAGCUGGAGAAGCGGCUGCAGGACGUCAGUGGGCAGCUCAACUCGGCCAAGAAACCCCCCAAGAAGGCCAGCGACAAGGCCGAGUCCGCCCAGCACGUGGCCGUGUCCCGCCUGAGCGCCUCCAGCUCCAGCUCGGACUCGAGCAGCUCCUCCUCCUCCUCUUCCUCCUCGGACACCAGCGACUCCGACUCGGGGUGACGGGGAUGAUGACGCCAUCGAUGACGUCAGCGGGAUACAACCCCUCCCUUCCCAUUCCCUUCCUUUUCUCCUCCUCUCCCCGCCCCGCCCCCCCUCCUUCCCACCCCCUCAGCGAUGGGAUUGGACAGAAAUGGAUCUGUGGGACCGGACUGAGCCCCUCCCACCCCACAGCCCCUCCCCCAACCAAAAGGGGGCGGGGUUAAGGGGGAGCCCCUCCCACACACAGCCCCUCCCCCAACCAG
Pezoporus occidentalis (night parrot) is the source of this 2755-nucleotide messenger RNA. RefSeq names its product bromodomain containing 2 (gene BRD2). The record is from RefSeq and is a predicted model, not a curated record. Bases 180 to 2513 code for a protein of 777 amino acids. NCBI's taxonomy places the organism in Eukaryota, Metazoa, Chordata, Aves, Psittaciformes, Psittacidae. Gene Ontology annotation, cellular component: nucleus; chromatin. The transcript is spliced from 12 exons. Gene Ontology annotation, biological process: regulation of DNA-templated transcription; chromatin remodeling.